Molecule: messenger RNA, 2970 nt
Organism: Rangifer tarandus platyrhynchus (Svalbard reindeer)
Lineage: Eukaryota; Metazoa; Chordata; Mammalia; Artiodactyla; Cervidae
Source: the annotation of a GenBank genome assembly
AUGGCGGCUGACAGUGAGCCCGAGUCCGAGGUAUUUGAGAUCACGGACUUCACCACUGCCUCGGAAUGGGAAAGAUUUAUUUCCAAAGUUGAAGAAGUCUUGAAUGAUUGGAAACUGAUUGGAAACUCUUUGGGAAAGCCACUUGAAAAGGGUGUGUUUACUUCUGGGACAUGGGAAGAGAAAUCCGAUGAGAUUUCCUUUGCAGACUUUAAGUUUUCGGUCACUCAUCAUUAUCUUGUACAAGAAUCCACUGAUAAAGAAGGAAAGGAUGAAGUACCAGAAGAUGUUAUUCCACAAUCUAUGCAAGAUUUGCUGUGUAUGAAUAAUGACUUUCCUCCCAGAGCACAUUGCCUGGUAAGAUGGUAUGGACUCCGGGAGUUUGUGGUGAUAGCGCCUGCUGCAAACAGUGAUGCUGUCCUCAGUGAGUCUAAGUGCAACCUUCUUCUGAGCUCCGUGUCUAUUGCUCUGGGAAACACUGGCUGCCAGGUGCCACUCUUUGUGCAAAUUCAUCAUAAAUGGCGAAGAAUGUAUGUGGGUGAAUGUCAGGGUCCUGGUGUCCGAACUGAUUUUGAAAUGGUUCAUCUUCGAAAAGUGCCAAAUCAGUAUACUCAUUUAUCAGGUCUGCUGGAUAUCUUCAAAUCAAAGAUCGGAUGUCCUUUAACGCCAUUGCCUCCAGUUAAUAUUGCUAUACGGUUUACCUAUGUACUUCAAGAUUGGCAGCAGUAUUUUUGGCCUCAGCAACCUCCGGAUAUAGAUGCCCUUGUAGGAGGAGAAGUGGGAGGCCUGGAAUUUGGCAAGUUACCAUUUGGUGCCUGUGAAGAUCCCAUUAGUGAACUCCAUUUAGCAACUACAUGGCCUCACCUGACUGAAGGUAUCGUUGUGGAUAAUGAUGUUUAUUCUGAUUUGGAUCCUAUGCAGGCUCCCCAUUGGUCUGUUAGAGUUCGAAAAGCUGAUAAUCCUCAGUGUUUACUAGGUGAUUUUGUCACUGAAUUUUUUAAAAUUUGCCGUCGAAAGGAGUCAACUGAUGAGAUUCUUGGACGAUCCACAUUUGAGGAAGAAGGGAGAGAAAUUGCUGAUAUAACUCAUGCUUUGUCAAAGUUGACAGAGCCUGCACCGGUUCCAAUUCAUAAAUUAUCAGUCUCUAACAUGGUGCACACUGCAAAGAAGAAAAUACGGAAGCACAGAGGUGUAGAAGAAUCACCACUGAAUAAUGAUGUCCUCAAUACUAUUCUCUUGUUCUUAUUCCCUGAUGCUGCUUCUGAGAAACCAUUAGAUGGGACUUCUUCAACAGACAACAGUAAUCCUCCACUAGAGAGUGAAGAAUAUAAUCUCUACAAUCAGUUCAAAUCUGCACCAUCUGAUAGUUUAACAUACAAGUUGGCUUUGUGUCUUUGUAUGAUCAAUUUCUACCAUGGAGGACUGAAAGGAGUGGCACAUCUCUGGCAGGAAUUUGUUCUUGAAAUGCGUUUCAGAUGGGAAAACAACUUUCUGAUUCCAGGAUUAGCAAGUGGACCCCCAGAUCUAAGAUGCUGUUUACUGCAUCAGAAGCUACAGAUGUUAAAUUGUUGUAUUGAAAGAAAGAAGGCACGUGAUGAGGGGAGAAAGACAAGUCCUUCAGAUAAUGUGACUAAUACAUAUUCAGGGGAUGCUGGAAAAUCUGGAGAUCAGCUGGGGCCAGAUAAUCUGAGAGAGACAGAUAAGGACAAAGGAGAGGUGGGAAAAUCAUGGGAUUCUUGGAGUGAUAGCGAGGAAGAGUUUUUUGAAUGCCUAAGUGAUACUGAAGAACUUAAGGGAAAUGGACAAGAGAGUGGCAAAAAAGGAGGACCUAAGGAGAUGGCAAGUUUAAAGCCAGAAGGACGACUCCAUCAGCAUGGGAAACUCACACUGCUACAUAAUGGAGAACCUCUCUACAUUCCAGUGACCCAGGAACCAGCACCUAUGACAGAAGAUCUGCUCGAAGAACAGUCGGAGGUUCUAGCUAAAUUGGGUACAUCGGCAGAAGGGGCUCACCUCCGAGCGCGCAUGCAAAGUGCGUGUCUGCUCUCAGAUAUGGAGUCUUUUAAGGCAGCUAAUCCAGGUUGUUUUCUGGAAGAUUUUGUGAGGUGGUACUCACCUCGGGAUUAUAUUGAAGAGGAAGUGGUUGAUGAAAAGGGCAACAUGGUUCUGAAAGGAGAACUGAGUGCCCGAAUGAAGAUUCCAAGCAAUAUGUGGGUAGAGGCCUGGGAAACAGCUAAGCCAAUUCCUGCUAGAAGGCAGAGGAGACUCUUUGAUGACACACGGGAAGCAGAAAAGGUACUGCACUACCUGGCAGUCCAGAAGCCGGCAGACCUUGCUCGGCACCUGUUACCCUGUGUGAUCCAUGCAGCUGUACUCAAGGUAAAGGAAGAAGAAAGUCUAGAAAGCAUUUCUUCAGUGAAGAAGAUUAUAAAGCAGAUAAUAUCCCAUUCCAGUAAAGUUUUGCACUUCCCUAAUCCAGAAGACAAGAAAUUGGAAGAAAUCAUCCAUCAAAUUACUAAUGUAGAAGCUAUAAUUGCCAGAGCCCGCUCACUGAAAGCCAAGUUUGGAACUGAGAAAUGUGAACAAGAAGAGGAAAAGGAAGAUCUUGAAAGGUUUGUGAGUUGCCUUCUGGAGCAUCCUGAGGUGUUAGUCGUCGGUGCAGGCAGAGGACACGCUGGCACGAUCAUUCACAAGCUGUUUGUGAAUGCUCAGAGGCUGACUGAGUCUUCUGAUGAGGCUGCAACCAUGACUCCAGCAGAGGAGGAACUGAAGAGGAUGGGCCCCCCAGAAGAGAAGAGGCAGAACUUGGCAGCAGACUUCCCUCCCCCCGCGGGCCGGGAACUCAUUUUGCGCACAGCCGUGCCCCGCCCUGCUCCCUACUCCCGGGCUCUGCCUCAGCGCAUGUACAGUGUUCUCACCAAAGAGGAUUUCAGACUUGCAGGUGCAUUUUCAUCAGAUACCUCCUUCUUCUAG